AAAAUCCCAUUAAUUUUUUUUUUCAAUUAGAAAAUCACAAAAACAUUACAUUGCCCCUCUAUCCCUGUCUCUCUCACAUCCCAUUGAUCUUUGUCCUCUGUUUGUCUUGUUCUAAUUAUCUCCUCUUUAUAUUAAAAAGAAAUAUUAGAAAAACCAGAGCAACUGAAAACCAGGAGGGGAGAAGGAGGACAAGAACGAGAAGAGAGGGAGGAAAAAAGUAAUCAAAAAAAGAAAAACGCCUUUGGUUCUAUCAAGUACCCAUUUUGAUCUUAUCCCAUUUUUCUUCGAUCUCUUCCAUUUCAUAUCUAUUGCUUUCUCAGGGUUUUCAAGUAGCAUUUAUGAUUGCUGAAGGGGCAUGGGGCAUGGGAUCGAUAUGAUUAUAUUUAUGUGCCCCAGAAGUGUGUUUUAUGAAGCACCAUUGUGUUGAAAGAUCGAAAUAUCAAUUGACAGUUUCAGUUAGUUAAAACAUUUGACUGCGAUGCAACGUCGUACUCGUAGCACUACCGUUGGUUCUGGUAACUCUGGCAUGAGUCAAGACACUUCUUUCAACAACAUGCCAAAUACAGUUGAAAAUCGCUUGUCGAAUUGUGUGGAUUCUAGUGAGCAAUCUUGUCUAAAUGCUGUUGCUCAUGAUGUUCAGAGCUUUAAUAGCUGGAAUUCAGAUGUACCUAGCUCUAGCUUGAGCCUGCAAAAUCAGGUCAAUGAUGAUGGUACAAAAGGUGAAAAUGGUUGGUCUUCUUCAAUCAGUGCGCAACGUAGUUCUGGUUCUAGGUCAGAAGAAAGGGGAUUAGGACCAACGAAUACCCUCUUUCCAGAGAGAGACAGUAUUGGUUUUAAUGGCAGUCAGGUUGGGAGUGACCUGUUAUUCUUGCAUGGUUCCAGUUCAAAUCACAUCCCACAGAAUGCGACACAUAUAGGCAACAGUGGAAUCGGCUGGGAUGGUAUAGGCCCUAAUCAAUAUUUCUCACAUGGAGUAGAGACAGAGCGGACAUCUUCUUCGUCCACUCAUGAUAAUAUUGGGUGUUCAUCUGGUGUAGUGGGUUCAUCAUGCAAGAGGAAGGCCCUUGAAGGUACUUCCAGUCAGCCUUAUCCUAGCGGAAGUCCAACUGGCUUUCCCCGAGCUGAAAAUGGUGUAUGGCAUGCUGGUCCUCCUGGUCCAGCGGCCUUUUAUGAUGCUUCUAGCAGCUUAAAUGUAUCUACACACUUGCAAAGUUCCUCAACUUGUCUGCCUGAGCAGCUAAACCCUGGAAUUGGGGUUGGUAUGAGAGGAAUUGUUUCCAAUGGCUUUCCCUCUGCAAGUAGUUCCAGGAAUGCUGAAACUGCCUUGAGAAGUUUUGGGAGGAGAGUAAAUCCCAGCCAUCAUCUGGAAUUACCAUUCAAUUUGUCUUCUGCUGGGGGUGCCGGGCGGUCUAAUGUUUCCCCUCAUCAAUCAACAAGGCCCGUCUCAUUUACUGAUUCUCUGGAUUUGAGAUCGACUUCAGCAGCUUCUCCAAAUUUGAGUGCUCUCCAGAGCUCUCAUCCUGCUAUGAACAUUUCUGGUUCCUCAAGGAAUUUGCAUACAUUCCCUUGGAAUGGAGCCUCUAAUCCUAGAGCUGGCAAUUUAUCAAGUUCAUUUUUCUGUGGAGAGAGAGGUGCUGCAGCACGAGAAGAAGUGACCUUAAGAAACAUCCCUAGACCGAAUCCAGGGCAUCCCAUGCUUGUGCCUUCAUCUGAGGUGAGAAAUAUGGUCCAAGAUCCGGCAAGUUGGAAUAUGGCCUCUGGAAACUUGAACAGAUCUGGAAAUGUCCCUUCAAGUUCCAGUCGAAUUGGCUCCAGUUCAAGCAUCCAUCCAUUGCCUACUUCGGCUCUGAUACAAAACCACUCCCUAGCACAUAAUCAACAAACAUUGCUAGAACUUUCUCCUUGGUCUUUGUUUCCUACUUCUGAAGCUGAAUCUGUUGGUCUUGCUGCUCAUUUUUCUCCAUUAUCUUCCAGCGAUUCGGCUUCCUCUCAGGACUUAGCGAUGUCAUCUGGUAUGGGUGGUCAGGGUCAUCAUCAACCCAAUCGAAGGUCCGUAUUCUUGAUGGAGAGACAAGGUGCAGAUGUUCUUGGUAUGUCCCAUUCAUUGCAGGCUUUAGCUGCUGACAUGGAGGGGAGACACCAGCUAAUAUCUGAGAUUCGUCAAGUUUUGAAUGCCAUGGGCAGGGGUGAAAACGUUCAGGUCGAGGAUUAUAUGUUUUUCGACCCUUUCCUAUAUCAUGGCAUGGCUGAGAUGCAUGACAGGCACAGAGACAUGCGCCUUGAUGUAGACAACAUGUCAUAUGAGGAAUUGUUGGCUCUGGGGGAACGCAUUGGAGAUGUAAGUACUGGACUUAGUGAGGACACAAUUUUGAAGCUUAUGAAACAACGAAAAUAUGUGUGCAUCACAGAAGAGUCGCCACCAGAUUUGGAGCCCUGCUGUAUCUGUCAGGAGCCAUAUUUGAAUGGAGAUGAUAUUGGGAAUCUUGCUUGCGGGCACGAUUUCCACACCAACUGUAUCAAAAAGUGGUUAAUGCAAAAAAAUGUAUGCCCCAUCUGCAAAACAACAGCCAUGGAUCCGUGAGAGAGGCCAUCACUACUAGGGCAUGGAAGCUUUUUUUUUUUUUUCCUUUCUUUUCGAUGAACGACCAAAUUUGAAAAUAUCCUCUGUAUCAUUCUUUCAAAAACCAACCUUUCUUGCUCAUGAACAGCAUAACUUAUGGUGAUUGAGCAGCGAUGUCAUAAUUUGUUGUGUGAGUCAAAAAUAAUGUGAUGAUUAUGCAGACUGGAUAUCACAUUUGUGGCAUGAUCAGUUUUCUGAAUGCCUGCAAUUAGCAGGAACAGAUUAAUAGAUUUUAAAAUCUUCAGACAUUGAUUGAUA
Tripterygium wilfordii is the source of this 2878-nucleotide messenger RNA. RefSeq names its product E3 ubiquitin-protein ligase MBR2-like. The transcript is spliced from 7 exons. Bases 479 to 2581 code for a protein of 700 amino acids. Lineage: Eukaryota; Viridiplantae; Streptophyta; Magnoliopsida; Celastrales; Celastraceae. The record is from RefSeq and is a predicted model, not a curated record. Gene Ontology annotation, molecular function: ubiquitin protein ligase activity.